CUGCCCACCCGUAGCAGAAGCGAUCUCUCCCUCCUCGCGGACUUGGCAGCAGUUCAUUUGUGUUGGCCCAGGCCCGUGUCGUGUCUGUGUUGUAAAAUAAGUUUCAAGUCUUUUGGCUCAAGUCUUGUUCGACGAAUGCGAAAAAAAGAGGUUGACUUCCUUUCGGUUGGUCCGGACGCUGCUGCUUCUGCUGUUCAAGCUUCCCGUUAAGUUUAGCCUUUCUGGAUCCGUGUUGAAACGAGCGCGCGCGGAGUGUUACCCGAGUACCAGUGUGAGACCAGCUUUAGCGUCGGGGUCAAGUUCCGUCCAGCAAACAGGGGGACGUGGUGGUGUAGAGUUUCCGGUUGCCAAACGGCGCGCGCGUCUUUGACCGAUUCCGUGAGUGUGUGUGUCCUGACCCGGGGGCCGUCCACCGGAGCAAUCUAGUGCGUUCUGUGAAGAAAGGUUCGCGGCCAUUUAGAAGUGGCCACCAGAGGAGAAGUUCCGCCGCGACGACAAAAGAGUGUGUCGGGGUGAAUGUGUCUGUGACAGAGGGGCCACAGAUAUACAGAUACAGCACACGCAGAAGGAAUUUUCCAUCGCACCAGCACAACCAGCAGCAGCAGCUCUUCCCCGGAAGUUCCCCGGAGAAUCGACCCGCAAAACUUCGCCGCCGGUGAAUCCGCCUUCAAAACAAAUCAAUGAGAUAAGAUGUCCGCGGUGACAAACAGUACGACCUUCUUCCAGAACGGCAACGCCGCCCAGUUCGAGUUCGCGCUCGCGCUGUAUCCGGCCGCGCUCAAGAUCAAAGCCGAGGCGCGCAAAAAGCCCGAGAAGCUGAUCCGGCUGGACGACUGGUACCAGAACACGCUGCCCAAGCUGAUCGCCAAGCGCGGCAAGGAUGCCCACCUGCUGCACGAGGAGCUGUGCCAGACGAUGGAGUGGAAGCAAACGCGGGGGAAGGCGUACCCCCAGCUGACGCAUCUGAUCAAGAUCAACACGCCGCGCGCGGUCAUGAUGGAGACGAAGAAGGCCUUCCGGAAGCUGCCGAACGUGGAGCAGUCGUUGAACGCGCUGUCCAAUUUGAAGGGGGUCGGGAUUACGAUGGCGUCGGCGCUGCUGGCCGCGGCCGUGCCCGAUCUGGCGCCGUUCAUGGCGGACGAGUGCCUGAACGCGAUGCCCGAGUUUGAGAACAUUGACUACACUGCCAAGGAGUAUUUGAAGUUUGUCGAGCUGAUACAGGCCAAGCAGGAGCGGCUGAACAAGGAGUGCGAGGGCGGGAAGAGUAAUGGGGCCGCGGGUGAGGAGAAUGGCGAUGGGGAGGAGAAGCCUGCGGCGAAGAAGUGGUCUGCCCACUCGGUCGAGUUGGCGUUGUGGGCGUACAGCGUGGCAUUCGACUCGCAGCCGGAACUGCUGAAGGACAUGCCAGAGAGCAACGGGGUGGUGGCAGCGGUGCCGAUUGUGGCCACCAACGGGAAUGCCGUGGACACCGAGGACGAGACCUCCCAGAACGGCGUCCCGUCGGACGAGAGCAACCUGGACAGCGAGAGUGCCUCGAAGGACGCGAUCAUCACCAACGGCAACAGCCUGGACGGGGUGGACUCGGAGAGCGGAACCAACCAGGACGCGGUCACCAACGAUGGAGUUCCGGAAGACGUUGAAGUCUCGGCCAACGCCAACGCCGUCCCGAGUGACAGCUUAGACGACUGCGCUAAGUCGGGCGACAGCCUGGACGGACCUCCGCCGACGGCGGUCGAAGCGACGGCCGCCGCCGUGGCCACGCUCUGCACCGCCGACUCGAACGAAAUCGCCCUCGUCGCGGACAGCGACUCCCAGAGCAGCAACAGCCAGAAGCGCCCGCUGUACUGCGACGACAACUCGGAGGAGCAGCCCGAGCUGAGCGCCCCCAAGCUGAUAAAGCUGUAAACACCCCCUGUUUUGUGUCAAGUUUGUCCGUUUUUCCCCCCUCAAAACCCUGUAUUUCCGGUAUGAAUGAGCGUGAGAUUCAAGUAAGUGCGAGAACGCGUGAGUAUUGCUGAAGUCGCCUUCUUUUCCCCCCUCCCACAACAACUUCAACCGCUGAAACUCAUCCACAAACUUAUCACACAACUCUUCACACACACGUAUUUAUGACGCCGCCAGGAUCGCUUUCUUCUCAAAAGGACCAACCACCAACCAACACACCACCACAGACAUCAAACGGAACCGUUUUGAACAAGCUCUAUAACUCUUAACAAACUAUUAUUGUAUUUUAAUCGUAAUUAUUUUAUUUACAAACCAGCAUUAAUCGGAUAGCAAUAGACGUUAAAGGUUAGCACCGUAGGGUUUAAACAAAAA
Culex pipiens pallens (northern house mosquito) is the source of this 2316-nucleotide messenger RNA. RefSeq lists its product as uncharacterized. NCBI's taxonomy places the organism in Eukaryota, Metazoa, Arthropoda, Insecta, Diptera, Culicidae. The transcript has 2 exons. The coding region runs from base 691 to 1905 and encodes 404 amino acids. The record is from RefSeq and is a predicted model, not a curated record.